Messenger RNA from Stegodyphus dumicola, 384 nucleotides. RefSeq lists its product as uncharacterized. Lineage: Eukaryota; Metazoa; Arthropoda; Arachnida; Araneae; Eresidae. The record is from RefSeq and is a predicted model, not a curated record.
AUGUACUGCAUUUCUGAGUACUGUACAAUUGAUGAGAGACUAGAGCCGUUCCGUGGAAGAUGCCAGUUUCGUCAAUACAUCAAGAGCAAACCAGCGAAAUAUGGCAUAAAUAUUUUUGCAUUAUGUGAUGCCCGCACUUUGUAUACACAUAAUCUUGAAGUUUAUGUUGGUCAACAGCCUGAUGGACCUUUCAGAGUAAGUAAUAAACCAAGUGAUAUUGUAAAGAGACUUGUUGCUCCAAUUUCUCAAACUGGUCGUAGUAUAACUAUGGAUAAUUGGUUCAUGAAUUUACCUUUAGAAUUGUUGGAGGAAAACAAGCUUACAACUGUUGGUACAAUUAGAAAGAAUAAGAAAGAAAUUCCUAAGGAAUUUUUACCACAUUAG